Molecule: messenger RNA, 2541 nt
Organism: Sciurus carolinensis (gray squirrel)
Lineage: Eukaryota; Metazoa; Chordata; Mammalia; Rodentia; Sciuridae
Gene: Kcnj15
Product: potassium inwardly rectifying channel subfamily J member 15
Exons: 3
Coding region: 563-1783 (406 amino acids)
Biological process (GO): potassium ion import across plasma membrane; regulation of monoatomic ion transmembrane transport
Cellular component (GO): plasma membrane
Molecular function (GO): inward rectifier potassium channel activity
Source: RefSeq, a predicted model, not a curated record
GUAGGUAGCAGAUAGGGAGAUGGGUGGAUGAGGAAGAAGUAGGCUGCACAAGAGCCUCUUAGAUUUGGAGCGGUGAAGGGUAACGGGAGGCCGGGGGGUGUUGUGUGUACUGACAAGAACUCAGGCUUAGCUUCCAGAGCCUCUGGGCCGCCUUCCUCCUGCCAGCACCCAGCUGCAAGGCCUCCCUCUCCUCCAAGGUGCAGCAUGUGUCCGAGGGGAUGGCUUUGACGGUCUUUCCACUCGGAUGCUCUAUGACUCAACCGUUGCAAUGCGUAUCCACAGGCGGUGAACUAUUCUAGACCCUUCCUUCCAGUGCUCACUGUUUACUUCCUCUGCACUUCCCCUUCCUGCCUCCCAAGCACGGGUCAGCUCCGGGGGCCUCAAUGGGUGUGUUAACCCUGUCCUUGCAGCGUGUUUGUCCCCCGCGCUCUCCAGGCCGGGAUUCUGCAGCAAGGGCGGUGGGGGUGGCUUCGGCUUCAUUCUUCCAACUUUCCUGGAGCCUUUGCCCUGGUCUGGGCACGAUGCCAGAUGACCAGGGAGUGGAAGGCAGUAGCAGAGUCCCAUGGUAGCCAGGUGGGUGACGGGGAACGAGGACGCACCACCUGCCCUGAAGAAGACUCCCUGUGACCUGCCAAGUGCUCCCAAGAGCUUGACAAUGGACACCAUUCACAUCAGCAUGUCCAGCGCCCCCCUGGUGAAGCACACUGCAGGGGCUGGACUCAAGGCCAGCAGACCCCGAGUCAUGUCCAAGAGCGGACACAGCAAUGUGAGAAUCGACAAGGUGGAUGGCAUCUACUUGCUGUACCUGCAGGACUUGUGGACCACUGUCAUUGACAUGAAGUGGAGAUACAAGCUCACCCUGUUUGCUGCCACCUUUGUGAUGACCUGGUUCCUUUUUGGAGUGAUCUACUAUGCCAUCGCGUUUAUCCACGGAGAUUUAGAACCCAGGGAGUCUCUCUCCAAUCACACCCCCUGCAUCAUGAAAGUGGACUCGCUCACGGGGGCCUUUCUGUUUUCCCUGGAAUCCCAGACCACCAUUGGCUAUGGAGUCCGUUCCAUCACAGAAGAAUGCCCUCAUGCCAUUUUCCUGUUGGUGGCUCAACUGGUCAUCACCACCUUGAUCGAAAUCUUCAUCACAGGUACCUUCCUGGCCAAAAUCGCAAGACCCAAAAAGCGGGCGGAGACCAUCAAGUUCAGCCACUGUGCGGUCAUCACCAAGCAGAACGGGAAGCUGUGCCUGGUGAUCCAGGUGGCCAACAUGAGGAAGAGCCUGCUGAUCCAAUGCCAGCUCUCAGGCAAGCUCCUCCAGACCCACGUCACCAAGGAAGGGGAGCGGAUCCUCCUCAAUCAGGCCAGUGUCAAAUUCCAUGUGGACUCCUCUUCUGAGAGCCCCUUUCUCAUUUUGCCCAUGACAUUCUACCACGUGUUGGAUGAGACCAGCCCCCUGAGGGACCUCACACCCCAAAACCUCAAGGAGAAGGAAUUCGAGCUGGUGGUUCUCCUCAACGCCACUGUGGAAUCCACCAGUGCUGUCUGCCAGAGCAGGACAUCUUACAUCCCAGAGGAGAUCCACUGGGGUUUUGAGUUUGUGCCUGUGGUUUCUCUGUCCAAAAACGGCAAGUACGUGGCUGAUUUCAGUCAGUUCGAGCAGAUCCGGAAGAGCCCAGAUUGCACCUUUUACUGUGCGGAUUCUGAGAAGCAGAAACUUGAGGAGAAGUACAGGCAGGAGGACCAGAGGGAUCGGGAGCUGAGAAGCCUGUUGUUGCAGCAGAGCAACGUCUGACUGGGCACCGCCCGGGCUCACCUCCAGAGCUGUCUCCACGCCGGGCUCCCUGCACACACGUUUGCUCUGAGAAGGAAAAUGUGUGGACACACGCUGCCCAACAGUGUGGACGUGCUCAGGCCACCUGUACCUUAAAUCUGGUGCCUGAAGGGCUUCCGACUGGAGAGGGUUCUUUUGAAGUGCUUCCUUGGAAGUGAAUUCCAAGAAUUCGAGUUUUCUAAAGUGGGGACGCCUUGCAAAGAACUGGGUGUAGGGCAACAGCAAUGAGGUCCUGCGCGAUGGACAGACAUUGAGCAAUGCUGAUACUGAAAGGGAAUGCAUUUCUCUACAGGAAUAUCAGCUAGAACAUGAGGUAUUUAUUUCAUCCGAGUAUCAAAGGCAUUACAGUCAAGGGUUGAAAUGUGGUUCAGUGUUCACUUGUAUUAUUGCUCUCAAAUGCAUUCUUUUUGACCAGAGACUAUGUUAUAUAUAAUGAUGACGAUCUGGUAAUGAAUGCCCCAAGAGGGACGAUACUCACAAAAUACGGUCGUUCCAUUUUCGCCAUUCUUCAAAGACUGAACUGAUCAAGGCAGGAAUUAACAAUUGCAAAAACACGUCCAUGUCCCGAUGUUGUCGUUUCCACUGACUUUUUUGUUGGGAUGUCUGAAGCCCCUUUCUAUGAAAAAAUGAGAUUGACAGAACAGUCACACAGCAUUAUCUAGGGGCUUAUGAACAACACGGGUCAUCAGGUCCCAGCUGAACUUGCAGGACCAGCAUCC